CCCCCCAUUCCUACUUUCCUGAAAUAAGUGCCUGGGGGUCAGAUCUCUUAUCUGCUGUAUUGAUCCCCUUUUUAUCUUUUCUUCCUUAUUUUCUUCCUUCUCCAGGCUCCAUCCUGGGCAAUAUCUUUUGUUCUGUGUUUUGCUUACAAUCACAAAGCAUCAAAGUUGGAAGCAGCCUGGAAGAUCACCUGGUUCAGCUCCCUUAUUUUACAGAUGGGAAACCUAGGGCCAGAAAGGAAGAAGGUUCGGGGCGGUAACACGACUUGCCCACUGUCACACUUGUGUGUAACACCAGGGCUGCCUGACUCCAUACCCACAAUUUUCCCCGUUGACAGGAAGCCUUGAGCAAUUUAGCCACCCUUCACCCUUUUCCUUUGAAGCUGGGGAGAUGACCCGUCAGUAAAAAGGAACCCCUGGGGUCUUAGGUGAAGAACCAGCCUGGCCAUGGAUGCUACCAAUGAGUCUUCAGAGGGAGCCCCAUUCAUCCUGCUGGGACUGACAACAAGUCCUGAACAGCGGCGGCCUCUCUUUGGGUUAUUCUUGGUCCUGUACGUAGCAGGCAUCCUGGGUAAUGGACUCAUCGUGGCCGCCAUACGGGCCAGUCCAGCCCUUCGUGCACCCAUGUACUUCCUGCUGGCCCAUCUGUCCUUUGCUGACCUCUGCUUUACCUCCGUCACUGUACCCAAGAUGUUGACCAACUUGUUGGCCCACGACCUCUCCAUCUCCGUGGCUGGCUGUCUGACCCAGAUGUACUUCUUCUUUGCCCUGGGUGUAACCGAUAGCUGUCUCCUGGCCGCCAUGGCCUAUGACCGCUAUGUGGCCAUCCGCCACCCCCUCCACUAUGCCACAAGGAUGUCCCGGGCCGUGUGCAAAGCCCUGGUGGGGACCGCAUGGCUGGUGUCCCACGUCCACUCCCUCCUGCAUAUCCUGCUUAUGGCCCACCUGUCCUUCUGUGCCUCCCACCAUGUGCCCCACUUCUUCUGUGACCACCAGCCUCUCUUAAGGCUCUCGUGCUCUGACACCCGCCACAUCCAGCUGCUCAUCUUCACUGAGGGUGCCGCGGUGGUGGUCACUCCCUUCCUGCUCAUCCUUGCCUCCUACGGGGCCAUCGCAGCUGCGGUGCUCCGGCUGCCGUCAGCCUCUGGGAGGCUCCGGGCUGUGUCCACCUGUGGCUCCCACCUGGCAGUGGUGAGCCUCUUCUAUGGGACAGUCAUUGCAGUGUACUUCCAGCCCACAUCUCGGUAUGAGGCAGAGCGGGGCCGUGUGGCCACCGUCAUGUACACCGUAGUCACCCCCAUACUAAACCCUGUGAUCUAUAGCCUCCGGAACCGUGACGUGCAGGGGGCACUCUGAGCCCUCUUCACUGGGCGGAAGAUCUCAGCUGGCGACUCCUAAGGCCUGGACCUCACCGAGCACAGGCUACGUCACCCACGGUGACAACUCAUGAAUGUGAUCAUCUGUUCUAUGCUUUUUUCCAAAAUGACAAUAACAGCUAUCACUUUCCAGGCACCCACACCGUGAGGCAGAGCUCUGCCUGAUCUUACGUGAUUCCCACAAAAACCAGGGAAGCGGUUGUUAUGAUCCCGUUUCAUAGAGGAGGAAACUGGAUUCAAAGAGAAGAGCUGACUUUCCCAAGCUUACAUAAUUUUUAGGUGGCAGAGCUUGGACCCUCUCUGCCACAUCAUUCCCUCUUCCAACAUUCACUCCCAGGCACUUAGGGAGUCCGCUAUCAUUUUCUGAGGACCUAAAGCUAUACGGGAAGGUGCAUACCCCCAGGUCUUGCUCUGGGGGAUUGGCACUUUAUUUUUCCAUCCCAUCACCAGGUAUUCUCAAAUAAAUGACUUCUCAACUGCCUGGGACAUGGAUAGAAGUUCACAGGCCAUGUGUCAAGGGUUGACCUCUCCCAGUGAACACAGUCUGGCACAUAGGAGGCACUGUGCACACCUGACAUGAAUAAAUGUUUGUACGUUUAUGCUAAUAAGCAUUUAGAAGCUGUCUGUACUUUAAA
This is a messenger RNA of Panthera uncia (snow leopard), 2008 nucleotides long. Its product is annotated as olfactory receptor 1K1. The transcript has a single exon. Gene Ontology annotation, molecular function: olfactory receptor activity; G protein-coupled receptor activity. NCBI's taxonomy places the organism in Eukaryota, Metazoa, Chordata, Mammalia, Carnivora, Felidae. The record is from RefSeq and is a predicted model, not a curated record. Gene Ontology annotation, cellular component: membrane. Bases 445 to 1353 code for a protein of 302 amino acids. Gene Ontology annotation, biological process: G protein-coupled receptor signaling pathway.